UGGACGGAAAUGGAUCGAAUAACUUAAAGGAACUUUAUUUGGAGACAAACUUAAUCAGUGAUAUUGCGAACAUAACCAACCUCCCGAGUUUGCAAGUACUUGUGUUAGAAAAUAAUCCACGCAUUGGGAAUAUUGAUUUCGCAACAUUCUCACGAAUGGUUAAACUCUGGAAGCUGGAUCUCGAAAAUACUGGGAUGACCAAAAUUACAAACAGUCUAAAAUUAAAUCUAAACGAACUGGUACGCCUCGAUUUAUCCCACAACCAGUUAACCUACAUCGACAUGCAGUUAUUCCAGACGUUUCCCAAACUGGAACAUUUAUGGCUCAAUGGAAACAAAAUUUACUUCAUGGAGAUGGAGCCGAUUCGCACCAUUGUUCCUGAUAUCAGAAGCAUUGUAAUCGAUGACAAUUACUGGGGCUGUCAACAUCUAUCGAUCGUCAGCAACUACCUACUGGAAAACGGAGUGAUCAUCCGUACUGGUGAAUGCAAGUCCCGAGCGGUUCAUAAAGUAUGUUGUUCUGAUACCACCGAUCUGGUCGACAAUCGCUACAUUAUCGAAAUGAACAUCAAAACCGAAAACAGACUCGAUAGCGAAAUUACGGCCUUGGAGGAGGACAACUCCCAGCUGCGACAACUUGUUGAGAAUAUGCGGAAACAGCUGAACAGUUUGAUCCUCAACUACACCAUCAUGAUGGCGGAAAUGAGAGAUACCCCAAUUCAGGCAUUCCAGGCCGAUCCUACGCCAGCCUUGUCCGAAUCAGUGGAGGAUUAUUCGUACGAAAGUGACGAACAGGAACGGCACAGUGAUUCGGCGUCUGAACAAGAUGCCACCACCGAAGAAACUAGUGAGGAACAAAGCACUGCAGAUAAUCUUGUUCAAAAUUGCGGAAUAAGGAAUUCGCACAGUAGUAACGACUCCCAAGUUACUGUAGUACAUGUAGCGCACUCGAACAGUUUCAAACUGAUCAUCGUGGAAACAUAUGUUCAUGACAGUGAACUGAUAAGAAAGCAUCAUCGAGUCCGCAAUCUUAAGAACAGAGCAACAAAGUUGUGCUUGUUCAGAACGGUUGAAAGAGAAAUGGCGCCAUCAUUUUGGUAUUUCGUCUUAAUAGGACUGUGUAUCCUGGCACAAAUUGUCGACAGCCGGCGGGAAAUAAAGUUCAACUGUACUUUGACGGCAAACUACUACGACUGUCUGUUUCGCGAUGUGAUCAUUCGAAGCGAGUCAGAAGCCGACAGUAUCUUCUUCGGUGAGCAGAAUUUCAACGAUACAAGCAUUGCAUUCCGCGAUUGUUCGAUGGUGGUUCUACCGAAGAAAAUAUUCGAAACAUUUCCUGCGAUUCAGUAUCUUUCGAGUGAUGCUUGCAAUAUCCAGAAGCUCCUUGGUGGCACCUUUGCAAACGCACAACGACUGCAGGAGCUGCAUUUGUAUAACAACAAAAUUUCCAAACUGAAUAACUUUGUUUUCAAUGGAGCACUGCAACUGGAGAUUUUAUCGCUUUACAACAAUACCAUCAAAUAUCUGGAGGAACAUGCGUUUGACGGACUAGGUCAUUUGCGGCAGCUAUACAUGGACGAUAAUUUGAUUGAAAAGUUACCGGAGAGUUUAUUUUCCGGAUUGGAAGAACUUCAAGUACUGGAAUUACAGAACAACAAAAUUAAAGAAAUUAACGAUGAUCAAUUCAUUCUUUGCUCGAUGUUAAGAGAACUUAAUCUUUCCACAAACAUGAUCAAUACAUUCAAUAUGACGCAGCUCGUUGGAUUAAACAAAUUGGAAAUAUUGGAUAUAGGUAAAAACUAUUUGGACGAAGUUCUUGUGACCAAAUAUCUUCGUACUUUAAAUGCACAGGAAAAUCAAGUCAGCAGAAUACUAAUGGAUCAGGGUGACUUCUUUCAACUGACUCACCUAAAUCUAUCACGUAAUAAUAUAGCCAACAUUAACAAUAUUUUCAAAUUCCGUAAUUUGAUUGAACUGGAUGUGUCAUACAAUGAGCUCAUAACAAUCGAUUUUGUAAUAUUCGCCUUCAUGAAAAACCUCAAGGAAAUAAAACUGAACAACAAUCACCUGUGGAUUAUAGAUAAUGGCAUUCCGGCACCAGCAAAAUCCCUUCGAAACCUGAAUCUCGCUCACAACAAAUUUUUGUUCAUUGAUUUAGCAGUUUUCGAUACAUUUCCGGCACUGGAAAACAUCUAUCUCCAUGGGAACGAGCUAAUCGAUAUGCGUAUCGAGGAUGUGGAGCAAAACUUCCCCUACCUGUCGCUUGUUUCCACCGACAACAACGACUGGGACUGUAUCAAUUUGAUGAACAUCGUUACCACGCUGGAGCGGGCUUACGUAAAGUGGUCCGCCGGAAAUCGCAACUGCACCAAACCUGAACAGCACAAGUUUAUCUGCUGCACUUCGAUGGAUCAUCAUCUAAGGGAGAAAAUCGUUCGUCUCACCAAAGAGAUCUACAAAUCUCGAAAAAUGAUUAAACAGCUGAUCAUGGAGAAUGCUGAGCUGCGGACGGAGGCAAUGAAGAAAUGGAUGCAGAAGAUCAAGGCAGCGGAGGAGAAUACUAAGUCAGUACGGAUGACGAUGGAAACCAGCCUAUUCUCACACUGGGGGAAGUUAAAGAUUCCAUUCAACAGCUCAAGAACAAUUGAGCAGUUGGACGAGCACGGCUUCGUCGGACAGCUCAUAAGUCCAAUUAAAGCUACGAUAGAGGGGGUGCGAAACUGUGUGAGGAUAUCGGUUCAAGCUCAUCAUCGGCGGAGAAAUAACGAAAUGGUAGCAACGAAAAGUGUAGCUUUUUUGCUGUGUUUGCUCUACAUGAUCAAACUCUCAACAGCAAGGGACUACAAGUGUGUGCAAGAAGAAAAUCAGUGUAUAUUUCGUGAUGUUCAACUGAAAUCUACUGAUUCACUCACGAAAACCACAUUUUCAUCGGACGUGAAUUCACCGAAGGUAUUAAAAUUCGAAUCAUCAUCAAUAGUUCAGCUUCCGCCAGCGAUCUUCCAAAAGUUCCCCAAUAUUGAAGUGCUGGAUGCAAGUUUUUGUGGACUAAAAAAUCUUCAAAGUGAUUCGUUCUCCGAUGCCAGGAAUAUCAGAGAAGUGAAUCUUACCGGGAAUAAAAUUGCAAUAUUACGAAACUUCGCUUUCGAUGGAGCACCAAAAAUCAGUAACUUGGACCUCACUCAAAAUGACAUCAGUGAAAUACAGGAAAAUGUAUUCGAUGGAUUGACUGAGCUGAAAAUUCUAAGUCUGGGGAAUAACCGACUUGCCACCCUACCAUCUAGAUUGUUCAACGCUUUAUCCUCUUUGGAGGUCGUAGAGCUACAAAAUAACUUGCUCUCCAAAAUCGAUGACGAUAUGUUUACGCGCUGUACAUCUUUAAUAACGUUGAAUGUUUCCCACAAUGCACUGCAAAAAUUUGACCUCCGUCAAUUUCUAAGGGAUUGGUCGGUAGAUGCCAUCGAUGUUAGUUUCAACCGACUUAAAACCAUUCGCAUUCCAAAAAAUCUGCGAAAACUUGUCGCCUCCAACAAUCAAAUUCGAUCAGUUGAAGCAAUCGGAAAGGAUCCAGCACUAAUUUUUCUCAGACUGUCGCACAACAAACUAACAAGUGUUGACCAAAUUCCAAGUUUGAACAAACUAAUCACUCUGGAUAUGUCCUACAAUCAGUUACAAGAUUUUGAUUUCAAUUCGGUUACAAAAUUCAAAAACCUAAUUCUACUGAAAUUGGAUGGGAAUCAACUGUCAACCAUAUCCAAUACGCUGACGAGCGACGUAACCUAUUUGAAGUAUGUUCAUCUGGCCCACAAUCGACUGACUCAUUUGGACAUGGACGUUCUAAGGACUGUACCACGAAUCAUUAAGCUAGACCUCGGUUACAACAAACUUACAGAGCUGACAGCAAAACGCUUAAGUGAUAAAUUUCCGGUGCUAGUUCGCCUCGUAUUAGAUGGAAACGAUUUCCGGUGUGAGCAGAGUUCUGAACUGAUGAAGGAUCUUAAAUAUGCCAGCACCGAAUAUAAGAGCACCUCCAAUCAGUGCAAGGUAGAGCAACGUCUGGUGAAUGGAAUUUGCUGCUUCUAGGAGGAUAGCUUAAUUCUAAUGAACACUUUUUUAGUAACGCGAAUACAAUAUUUACUUUUAACACA
This is a messenger RNA of Topomyia yanbarensis, 4144 nucleotides long. RefSeq lists its product as uncharacterized. The coding region runs from base 156 to 4079 and encodes 1307 amino acids. Lineage: Eukaryota; Metazoa; Arthropoda; Insecta; Diptera; Culicidae. The record is from RefSeq and is a predicted model, not a curated record. Gene Ontology annotation, molecular function: protein binding. The transcript is spliced from 7 exons.